AUGAUGCAUUAACUAAACUGUCUUUGUCCUCAGCAGAGACUGAGCUGGACAAGAGAUGGUUACUUUGUCCCAGCGGCUGGACUGCGUACAGCGGUCGCUGUUACCGCUACAUCCCAAGAUAUUUGACUUGGGCGAGAGCUGAGAAAAACUGUCUGCGCUAUGGAGGACACCUGGCGUCCAUUCGCAACAUCUGGGAGUACCGUAAGAUUCAGCAGGUGAUAUUUGGUGCCACCCACGUGUACAGGCAGGCAUGGAUCGGAGGCUCUGAUGCACAAGAGGAGAGGCAAUGGUUCUGGAGUGACGGUAAACCAUUUGUCUACCAGUACUGGUGUCAUGGAGAGCCGAAUAACCACGGCAACCAGGACUGUCUACAAAUCAAUCAUGGAGCUCAUAAGUGCUGGGAUGACCGUCAGUGCUACCACCGAUUACCGUCUGUCUGCACCAGGAAGUACAGAAUACUGGGGGUUAAAGCAGAGGAAUGAAGUACACAUUGUACACAUGCUUUUGAAUACAUCUGUCUUUCCAACAUCAGCCUCACAUGUGAGCUGAGUCUUUCUUUUCUAUCGCUGUAAUGCCACUGAAGAAAUGAACCGACAAGUGACACACGGGAGCUGGAUUGUCUCUGAGGCUCUGAGCCUUUCAACAAGAGACCGAAUGUGUUUGAAUGCUUUUAUAUAUGCAUACUGCAGAGUGAACUCUUUUUCUUGUCUUAUGUAAAAUUAAAGGCUUAAGCAUUGAAACAA
Plectropomus leopardus (leopard coralgrouper) is the source of this 743-nucleotide messenger RNA. Lineage: Eukaryota; Metazoa; Chordata; Actinopteri; Perciformes; Serranidae. The record is from RefSeq and is a predicted model, not a curated record.